Molecule: messenger RNA, 2574 nt
Organism: Penaeus chinensis
Lineage: Eukaryota; Metazoa; Arthropoda; Malacostraca; Decapoda; Penaeidae
Product: hemicentin-1-like
Exons: 12
Coding region: 681-2399 (572 amino acids)
Molecular function (GO): protein binding
Source: RefSeq, a predicted model, not a curated record
AAAAAAACAUAUGUAUCCUUCCACCUUCUCGCCUACCUCCCUGUUCUCCAUCACUGGUAGAUACAUAAAAAAAAAAAAAAAAAUCACCCUCUCGCUAACCUCCCUGCUCUCCAUCACUGAUAUGUACAUAAAACAAAUCCUUCCACCUUCUCGUUAACCUCACUGCUGUCCAUCACUGGUAGAUACAUAAAAAAAAAAAAAAAAAAAUCACCUUCUCGCUAACCUUCCUGCUCUCCAUCAAAAAAAAAAACAUAUGUAUCAAAAAAAAACAUAUGUAUCCUUCCACCUUCUCGCCUACCUCCCUGCUCUCCAUCACUGGUAGAUACAUAAAAAAAAAAAAAAAAAAUCACCUUCUCGCUAACCUUCCUGCUCUCCAUCACUGAUAGAUACAUAAAAAAAAAAAAAUCCUUCCGCCUUCUCGCUAACCUCCCAGCUCUCCAUCACUGUUAGAUACAUUUAAAACAAAAAAUCCUCUGCUCUCCAUCAAUCCAGGUUCCCCCUCUCCCAACGUGACCUGGUGGAGAGACGAGAAGAUCGUGAGCGGCCAGUGGGAGGCUGCGGGUCCCGGCGUCGUCCAGAACCAGCUGGAGAUCAGGAGACUGUCACGUGACUACCACAACACCAGCCUCACCUGCAUCGCUGCCAACACCCACCUGGCGAGUCCGGUGUCGGUGUCUGUGAUGCUUCAGAUGUUCCUGUUGCCAACCAGCGUCGUGAUCACCAACCCUGGUCCAGUUCGAGAAGGUCAGCAGGUGCGCCUCGUUUGCACGUCUGAGGGCUCUCUCCCCUCUGCGUCCCUCACCUGGACGAUAAGGGGAGUCACUAAGCCGGCAGAGAAAGAGAAUUUGAUAUACGGGACCGUGACAAGUUCGACUCUUGUUGCCAACGUCACUCGACAAGAUGAGGGUAGCCUGGUCACCUGCAGUGCCGCCAACCCUUCGGUGCCAGGGAGCAAGCUUGCCAACUCCACGCAGCUCCAUGUUCAUUACCCCCCCACUGUAGAAGCCUCCCUCGGGCGUUCCCUCAACCCGGAACUACUGAAGGAGGGGGACGACGUCUACUUCACGUGCACCGUAGACGCCAACCCCCCCGCCUCCACCAUCACCUGGUAUCAUGAGGACACGGUGCAGGUGCAGAACGUGUCGAUGGGCGUGAUCCUGUCCGGGGAGUCCCUGGUGCUGCAGAAGGUGAGCCGGCAGAGGGCGGGCCAAUACAGGUGCUCCGCGACCAACCCGCUCGCCACUGUGGUCAGCCAGCCCGUCCACCUCCAGAUCAAGUACAAACCCGAGUGUCAGACUUCCCCAACAACCUACUUCAUCUACGACAAGCCUAUCAACGUGACAUGCUCGGUGACGUCAUUUCCUCCCGUGAGAGCGAUCCAAUGGCAGUGGAACAGUAGCAAUGACGUCAUCAGCACCGAGCCAAUCACCGAGGAGGAGGAGCGCGUGUCGGCCCAGCUGACGGUGGAGCCAAUAAAAAGCCGCGAGGACCGAACGCUCACGUGCUGGGCGGUGAAUGAGAUGGGGAAGCAAUCAAGGCCCUGUGGAUUCGCCGUAAAAGUCGCCCAGAUGCCCCUCCCGCUGUCGUCAUGUCGCCUGGCUAACAUCACGGCCUCGUCUCUCAGCCUCACCUGCCAGCGACCCAACGUGGCUACAGCUGGCACCACCUUGUACCGGGCCGAGGUGUACUUCGACAACCGCACCCUCUUCGCCAACGUGACCUCAAACCGUCCCAACUUCAACGUGAGUCGCCUCGACGCCGGCACGAGCUACCAGAUCAAGGUGUACGUGAGUCACGGCCCCGUCACGUCGCAGCCGGUCGUCGUCUCGGCCUACACGUCGCGCAGCUCCAGGACCGCGUCAGGUUCCCGUGAGAGCAGCAGCUCCAUAGGGGAGGUGGUGGGCGGCCUGGCAGUGGCGCUCCUUCUGCUUGCGAGCGGGGUCUGGGCGAGGCAAUACUGCAGGAAGCAAAGUAGGGCGAAGAAGCACGAGCCUAGAGUACCGUCCGACGAGAGUAACCCCGAUGUUGUACCCACUACUGUCGAAGAAACAUUGGACCUCCUCGCUGCCGGAGCCGCCAAGUCUGAGAUGCCGAUCCUGACGCCUGUUUACGAAGCAAUGAGCGCCUCACUCCAGGAAGUUGUGCCAAAGCAAACACUGGCAUCCGCGGAGGUGUACAGUGGCAUGAGGACACAGCACAAAGAAUUGGAAGAAUACCAGGAGCUCCGAUUGCAACAUAGCGACGAAUACCCCGACGUGAGGUUGCAACACAAGGAAAGUGACGAACAGUACCACGCAGGGAGGUUGCAAGAACAGGAGAACGAGCAGCCACAGGGGGGGAAGAGCAAGCUUUAUUGUCCUGUGGAUCAACUCAUGCAAGCUGCAGAGACGGUGGUAUGAGGAGAAUCGUCAAAGACAAGAUUGUCACUCCUACAUCUACCGCCCCCAACCAUUCCAGCCCUCCCACCCCCGCCCCCCAUAAUCCCCCAUCCCAAAACUGAAAAUGGGUCUACCAGGUGUCUCUACUAUAUUGUAUUUGUUGGGAACCAAUAUUAAAUAUAUAUAUCUAUAUUUU